AUGGGCCACAUUCUGACUUUCAGUAGCUAUCUGGACAAUGAUCUCACAAGGCGAAAAUUCGAACAGGCCGAUUGCACACUGUUUUCUGCUAUUCUUUGCUCAGACACUUCGUAUGAGAAACUCUGCACGGUGGCCAAAUACAUGUCUUGGUAUUUCAUCUGGGAUGACUGUGAGUGUCCAUUCUUUCCAUUUAUGAUGGACUAUGCUGAGGAAUAUGAUUUCCGGACUGUGACAGAGAGUCUGGCUGUCGAAGAAAUUUGCCAGAUCCUUCUCGAACAAAUGCUGGGAUAUGUUUCCAGUGUUAGCAACGUUGACAGUUUGUUCAGCAGCAGUGCCAUGCCAUCGGUAAGGAGUUACUGGCAACGGAGAGAGCGGACAGCAGCUGUGUACUGUGUUAUAUGCACCUUUCCUCUUCUUACCAAGCAAUCAACAAGCUUUGCAUAUGGAUUCAAUAUUACGAGGGCUCACGUAGAGAAUGAGCACAUGUCCCGCAUGUGGAAACAUACAUCUUACUUGGCUCACAUAUCAAACGAUAUACACUCAUUCCAAAAGGAAUAUAAUGAUGGACAGCUGGAGAACCUAAUUCCGGUGCUUAUGGCAAACACAGGACUUGAUGUUAACCAGACAAUGCAGCUCAGCUACCAUAUUUGUCGUUUGGAAGUAGAGGGCUUCUGCGCCAAUGCAGAUAGGCUCUGUGUGGGUGAGGAUGCCCAAGGACGCCGUAUUCGGGAAGUCUUUAUAAAUUGCUGUACAGACAUGUUCAUGGGACUCAUACACUGGAGGUACUACAGACCCCUGACCAAACAUAGAGUCAUGGCUGACCUUUACCUAGUUAUGUUAGCAAGCGCUGGAUCAAGCAAACGGAUAUCAAUCCUGAUCAAACUAUUACAUUCCAGGUUGGAUCUACAGGAGUUCCUCGAUUGA
Messenger RNA from Aspergillus eucalypticola CBS 122712, 924 nucleotides. RefSeq names its product terpene synthase family protein. The transcript is spliced from 7 exons. Lineage: Eukaryota; Fungi; Ascomycota; Eurotiomycetes; Eurotiales; Aspergillaceae. The record is from RefSeq and is a predicted model, not a curated record. The coding region runs from base 1 to 924 and encodes 307 amino acids.